UUCGCCAGCCUCGAAUGAAUGGGAUACUUCCGCCAUUUUGGGGAGGGGCGGAGGCUUCUCCCGGGCCACCUGAAGGAAGCUGAGGGAAGCCGCGAGCUGUGCAGCACAGAAUCCCAACAUUAUGAAGCCAGUUAUUGUGGUUCACGGUGGAGCUGGUCGUAUCUUUAAAGAGCGAGAAGAUGGAAGUCGCUCCGGCGUCACCAGAGCAGCUCUGAAAGGUUAUGGUAUCUUGAAACAAGGAGGGAGUGCAUUAGAUGCCGUAGAAGAAGCAGUGGUGUUAAUGGAAGAUGACCCACAUUUUAAUGCAGGUUGUGGCUCUGUGUUAAAUGAAAAGGGUAAAGUAGAAAUGGAUGCCAUUAUCAUGGAUGGAAAAAAUCUGAGCUCAGGAGCAGUGUCUGCAGUGAAAUGUAUAGCCAACCCCAUCAAGCUUGCUCGUCUUGUCAUGGAAAAGACGGACCACAUGUUGCUGACCGACCAGGGAGCCCUUGCCUUUGCCAGGGCCAUGGGAGUUCCUGAGGUUCCAGGAGAGAAAUUAAUUACAGAAAGGUCACUGGAGAGAUGGAAGAAAAACCUUGAGGCUGAUUCAAACCCUCAGGAGUUCCAAAAAGACCUUGGAACAGUUGGAGCCGUUGCUAUCGACAGUGCAGGAAAUGUAGCUUGUGCAACAUCAACAGGGGGACUUUCUAACAAACGGGUUGGCCGCGUUGGUGAUACAGCCUGCAUAGGAAGCGGGGGUUAUGCUGAUAAUGCCGUUGGUGCCACUUCGACCACAGGCCACGGAGAGAGCAUUAUGAAAGUGGUUCUGGCAAGACUUACCCUCUACCACAUGGAGCAAGGAAAGUCGGCAGAAGAGGCUGCCACUGAAGCCCUGAAUAGCAUGGAAACCAGAGUUGGAGGAUUAGGAGGAGUGAUAGUGGUCAGCCGUUCAGGAGACUGGGCAGCAAGGUUCUCCACGAAGCAGAUGGCCUGGGCUGCAGUCAAAGAUGGUCAGCUACAGAGUGGCAUCUACACUGGAGAGAGGCACACACAACCAGUAGAAAAAGCUCUUAGUUCCAUUGCAUCCUAAACACAGAAAAGGAAAUGGUGGUCUAUGACAGAAAGAAGAUUACAGACUGGCCCCUGAUGUUGUUGAACUUCAGUUCCCAUUAUGCCUCCCAGUUGACGAUGCCGGCAAGGACUGAUGGAAGUUACAAGCUAGCAAUCUUUGAUGAGCCACAUGUUCCAUACGUCUGCUGGAGAUUUUUUGUUGGAAACCGAAGUUGUUGUCCCUUUGAGACAACGUCAGUAUUUUGACGUAUGUUGUCCUUCUCCAUACUUCCCUCAUGGUCACUUCAUCCCAUAACCUUUUUUCUUCUUACUGCACUGUCUGCAGUAGAACAAGCUUUGGUAUGAAGUUGUAUCAUAGUUUUAUUUUAAUGGAGUUGUAUCAUAGUUUUAUUUGUAUGUGUCCAUAUACAGUUAUAUUGUGUGCAGGCCUUUGCCUGUAUUCUUACUGAAUUCUUUCCACCUUAUACCCUGGCUGACAUCAUAUCAGGUGACAAGCAAUAGACACUAGCCAUGUGGUUACUACUGGGCACUGCUACAACAAGAACAAAUGCUGUUCCAUGUCGCUAGGCCACCAAGCCCAAGGAAUAUGUGUGGCCAUGUAAACAGUUGCAGCCAGUUCCAGCUUUGAACUAGACCCUGUUUGCAUGGGCCUGAGGUCGUGGUUUGCUCUGAGAAAUUUUGGAGCAACCUGUGAAUUUUGUUAUUGAAGGCCCCAUUAACCUGAAUCAGCUCUCUCCAUCAUGCAGUUCCAGUUGGGAAGAUGUGGUGAGCUCCCAUCUGUUUCCUAUGUGAGGACAUGAGAGACACCUCCCAUAGAAUGGUAACACAUCCGGGCAUUCCCUGGACAACGUCUCU
This is a messenger RNA of Anolis sagrei ordinatus, 1902 nucleotides long. RefSeq names its product asparaginase and isoaspartyl peptidase 1 (gene ASRGL1). NCBI's taxonomy places the organism in Eukaryota, Metazoa, Chordata, Lepidosauria, Squamata, Anolidae. The record is from RefSeq and is a predicted model, not a curated record. Gene Ontology annotation, molecular function: beta-aspartyl-peptidase activity; asparaginase activity. Gene Ontology annotation, cellular component: cytoplasm.